Funneliformis mosseae is the source of this 561-nucleotide messenger RNA. Lineage: Eukaryota; Fungi; Glomeromycota; Glomeromycetes; Glomerales; Glomeraceae. The record is from the annotation of a GenBank genome assembly.
AUGGGACUGCUAAACUUGGAGGAACAACUUACAUUUUAUGGAAAAUACCAUAAUAAUGAUAUCAACAAGAUGAUCCAUAUUGUGUGUGUCCCUCUCAUCGUGUGGAGCUUUUUGGUUUGGGCCGCAAAUACAGGACCAUUACUUCCUUAUGAAGAAGAUUCUUUAUGGAGACUAACACCGUUUGAACCAAACCUUGCGUUGCUUGUGGUCUUGAUUUAUAUAUUUUAUUAUCUAUUAUUGGAACCUGUAGCCGGGGCACUUUACACACCAUUACUAUUAUUUAUGGCAUAUAAUGCCACGAACUUUGCCUCGUCAUUCCCUGACAAUCACAAUUCCCUUGCCGGAAUUGUUCACGUUACCUCAUGGAUUUUGCAGUUUAUUGGUCAUGGAUUCGCCGAGAAGAGAAGCCCGGCUUUGAAAGAAAAUAUAGCUCAAGCUCUUCUUCUCGCGCCAUUAUUUAUUUGGUUGGAAGUAUUAUUCACCAUGAGAUAUCGUACUGAGCUUCAAAAGAGGAUAAAAGAGAGGGUUGAAUUAGCCAUCGCGAAAGAAAAUAAAGAAUGA